Lineus longissimus is the source of this 1650-nucleotide messenger RNA. RefSeq names its product NSFL1 cofactor p47-like. The coding region runs from base 1 to 1176 and encodes 391 amino acids. Lineage: Eukaryota; Metazoa; Nemertea; Pilidiophora; Heteronemertea; Lineidae. Gene Ontology annotation, molecular function: ubiquitin binding. The transcript has 10 exons. The record is from RefSeq and is a predicted model, not a curated record. Gene Ontology annotation, biological process: nuclear membrane reassembly; autophagosome assembly; proteasome-mediated ubiquitin-dependent protein catabolic process. Gene Ontology annotation, cellular component: cytosol; nucleus.
AUGGCUGACGCAGCGAAACAAGAUCAAAUUGAGGCGUUCAAAAACCUCACUGGUGUCAAUGAAGAAAGGGCCAAAUUUUAUCUAGAAUCUGCUGCAUGGCAGUUAGAUGUUGCUGUGUCCAACUUCUAUGAAGGGGAUGAUGAUGGUGCAGAAAUGGACGAGGAACCAAGUAUGCCAAGUGAACCAAGCCCACCUCCUCAACCACUACGGACAUUCACUGGUGCCUCGUCGGGUCCUUCCCGCUCCACUGGUUCAAAGACAAAGAAGUCAAGUCGGUUUGCCACAAUUGGAUCCAUGAAACAAAACGAGAAGUCUGACUCGGAAGAAGAGGGUCAAGCAUAUUAUGCUGGUGGAUCAGAAGAAAGUGGGGAGAUGAUUCUUGGUCCACCGAAGAAGAAAGGUUCCAGUCACGAAUUUGUCGAAGGUUUAUUCAAGUCUGCAAAAGACCAUGGUGCAAAAGAAGUGAGCCUUGAUGAGCCCAGUAGCAGACGAGGUGCUCCAGUAUUCCGAGGGAGUGGAUACAGACUUGGGGAGGAGGAAGGAACGUCAGAGGUGGUCGCUGGUCCGUCUGGUCCAACCAGACAGAAGGAGGUGAGAUAUAAAACCAAUAUGGAUGUCACUCUCACAUUCUGGAAAGAUGGCUUCAGUUUAGACGAUGGACCUCUCCGAGACUUUCAAGAUCCUGCCAAUAAACCAUUCCUUUCUUCUAUACAGAAAGGAGAAAUUCCUGAUGAAUUGUUGAAACUAGCCAAAGGAAGUAAGGUCGAUGUGAAUAUGGUAGACAAGCAUACAGAGGAGUUUGUGCAACCUAAACCUAAGGUUCAUGCAUUUGCUGGUGCCGGCCAAAUGCUGGGCAGUCCUGCCCCAAAAGUUGUCACCCAAGCUCCUGGUGGGCCAAGUUCAGCACCUGCCACGAAGGCUGUGGAUGUGGAUAGCUCUCAACCAGUUACGCGGCUACAAAUAAGAUUAUCUAAUGGAUCUAGAUUGGUAGCUGAAUUGAACCACACCCACACGGUACAAGACAUCAGAAGUCAUAUUAUCAAUUCUCACCCUGAGUAUGCUGAGCAGACGUUCGUACUAAUGACGACGUUCCCAAACAAGGAACUGACCGAUGAGAGCCAGACGUUACAGGAAGCUAACUUAAUUAAUGCAGUUGUGGUACAGAGACUAAAGUAAACAUUCAGAGACUAUGGAGCGAGUUUGUUCUUGGAUUGGUUUUGUGAUUGACACACCAGGGAUGAGAAACAUUGGUGAAGAACUGUCAUGGAGUUAAAGUAGUGAAGGACUGACAACAUUUGAGUUCGUGUCUAAUUCUUUUAAAACAUCAAACUCAUGUCAUCUUUGUCUAAGCUCUUUUCUUUGCCUUCUUGGUUUAAUGUGCAAGGGCCACCCAUAUGAUAUGUCUGCACCCAGAACAGAAUGUGUGCCAUCAUAACCUUUCUCGAUAAGUUGCAUCUGAAAAGCUACCCUUACCUGCCCAUCAAGCUUUAUUUUGAAUACAUAUACCUCCCUUUUCCAACUGUGUAUAUAUCUACUGGGUAGUAGCCUUCUCAUGGGUAAUAACAAUUUAGGUUCUAUACUUGGAAAUAAGUAUGGUGAUAUUUAAAGUUCAGUUUUCGUAUUGAAAUAAUUCAUAUUGAAAUAAAACGA